CAACGACGCUUAAAGUUACGAGUCCCCGGAUAUCAAACGUGGUCACACUUUGGUGAAGGACUAGCUGAGAAGCCGAGCCAAACGGUACGCUAAAGACCAAGGAUCCUUUGAGGAAAACCUAGGAGAUACCUAUAAGACCACAGGUGUCAUGGCUACGGUUAAGGCAGAAACGGCAAACAAGACAGGCGGAAGAAGGUGCACCUCUGGGAAGUGUAUCUGUGGAAGAAGGCCGAUGUCGGCUUAUUACGCUGCUUCGCCAGUUGUGCGCACACGUAGUGUCACUCCCAUGACACCGGAAAUGUCACGACUACUUCCGGUCAUUGCCGACAGAACGGUUGCCAAGCAACUCGGCAGAUCGUACGAAGUCAGUCAUGCUAAAACAUACUACAACCCCGCGAGGAACUCUUUAUAUGCCAGAUUUUCUCCAAGCGACUGGAAAGCGUCUAACAAUGCCCAGUUUGGCCUUUCUGACAAGGAGCGAAACUUUGCCGAGCGUCUUCGUGCAGACUGCUGGAGGGCAGUGAAAUCAACAGAUGCAAGGACCAGGAAUCGGCAAACAGAUGUCACCAAGAGAUUAGGUGAAAGGGUGACUGAUAUCAACUUCUGGAAACAGGAAGUCCACAAUGAAAUCAAUGCGAUGGCCAAUGAGAUUGAGAAUGUCAAGGAGCACAAACGAGUUUUGGAAUCGGCCCUGCAACACACCCAGAACCCCUUCCACAUCGCUGAAGAGUGUCUGAUGCACAGGGAGAAGCGUCGGGGAAUUGACAUGGUGCACGAUGACGUCGAGAAGAGCCUCGUCAGGGAAGUGGACAUCAUUAAGAAGUGCCAGGACAAGAUGAAGAGGCUUUUGGAGAAGUCUGCUGUUCAACUCAAACUCAACCGAGCAGCCCAGCACGAGCUCGAGAAGGAUGCCAAGGACAAGCACCACGCCCACGGUUUGGAUGACCGCAUGCACUCGCUCAGGAACUCGUCCAUGGGGAUUGGUUAUCAUCCAGGCGUUGAGGGCGUUGACAACACCAUCAGCAUCCCAGAAUCCUGGGCACGAUUCUCCCAGGAGAAUAUUGCGAGAUCUCAGAAGAUGCGUGAGGCAUCUGAACGACUCCGAGGCGAGAUCGAUGCUCUGCUCAGGGCAUGCGCAAACGACAUGUGGAGCCAGUUCAACUCUGUCAACAACUCGUUUAACACGAGAAUCAAGGAAACAACUGAUGCUAGGAACAAAUUGCAGGCUCAUCUCCAGAGGACCAUGCAAGAGAUCUUUGAAAUGCAGAAGAAUAUCGACUUACUAAGGAAAGCUAUUGCCGAUAAGGAAGCUCCGAUGAAGGUUGCACAGACCCGACUUGACGAGAGGUGCAGACGAUUGAAUGUGGAGCGCUGCAACGACCCCGUCAUGAAGACACUCCAGAGAGAGGUCGCCGAGAUCCGUGACUCCAUCCGGGCUUUGAAGGAACGUCUGCGUCUCUCGGAACAGGCCUUGGCCCGUCUGUUGCAAGCAAGAGCUAAGUUCGAGGAGGACAUCUCCAUCAAGGAAAACAGUUUAGCAAUCGACCAGAAAGCCUGCAUGGGAAUCAGGAAAAGUUUUCCAAUGGACCCAAAAGUCGGACCAAUUUUCAACAUGCCGCUUUCUUAUUGAUCACGUGAUGUCUAACGUCAUCCCCUCGUCUCCUGCCAUUCUGGACUUGAGUUGAGAUCGGUCUCUUCAAGUGUAUCAUCCAACGUCACUAGGUCACGUAGUAAUUUCACAUACGUCACUUCCGUCCGAGAAUAGGCACGUUAGGAUUCAUCUUCAUUAUUGCUUCACCAGGUAUUUUUAAGACUUUUCAAGUGGACUGCUGCUGAUACGCGUACAAGGACAGCUUGUUUCCAGAAUGGAUAACAGAUGGCUUUCGAUACAUUGGCCAUCUGCUGUCCACUGUAUGAGUUAAACACAAUCGUAUCACCGUUCAUGAACAUUUUCUACGCUGAGAUGAUAUUGUUUGUUUUGCGCAUGAUUUUUUAUAGUUUUGUGUAGUCUCUGUGAAAUAGACGUGUAACUUUUGAAGUAGUAGCUUGUGAAAAUACGUGUGAAGCUGAUUUGUGCGCAGCAAGUAGUGCGUCGAGUGUUUCAAUAAUUGAGAGGGAAAAUUUCACACAAUUUUGAAAUUGGGCCAAACAACUCUUUUGGCCCGUUGAAGUGGUAAUCAGCUUUAAAUUCAGAAGCAUUUUGUGAUAUAUCGUGGGGUGUGUGGUCUUUAAAAUGUUGUGCCAAUAAUGUUUGCUAAUUUGCAUAUUGCCCUAUCAGUAAUCCGUCCAAAUUAAUUAUUUGAUUUUGUGAUUAUGCAUCUAAAGUAAACAAUUGGUAAAACCAGCCAGUUUUUAAUAACUGAGUUUAUAACCUGUUAAAAUGUCUUAAAAUACAUUUGAGCUUUUACGGGUUAAUCCUGGUUGUUCGUAUUAUCUGGCGUUUUUCUUUCAUCACAAUUUUGUCACUUUUGUUUUUGUGAAUUUUGUAUAUAGUGUAUAAUUACCAGGCUGUGAUAUUUAACGUGGUUCGUUAAAAUUGUAUAUAUGAAGUUGGAGUCAAUCUACAUCUUUCGCAAUGCCAAUGGCCCCGGUUCUGCUUAGCUUUUGUUUCGGGAAUGGAUGCGUAUAUAAGUGGCGAUGAUAGACUGGCCGCCUUGGUGGGUAAGCGGGAUUUCUGGGGCCUAUUUAGCCUUUAGCUGGUCAUUAGGGGCCUGUUAAUCGUAUCUCAAGAUUUCGAAUGGAGGUGUCAUUUAAAUAGGAAUUGAUGUUACUUAAAAAACGCCAUAAUGUUUAGCUUGGACAGUCAUACCAAACUAGCAGCCUAAUUAUUACAUUUCUUAAGAGAGGUACGAUGGGCUCCUAAUUUGACCAUAGGCUGAGGGACAAAGCAUUUUAUACCGUUUUUAUUCACCCUUUUCACUAAAUAAGCUAUUGCUUGAAAAAUAAGAGAAUUUGAUUCUGCUUUGGUUGAUAAUGAAUUUCCAACUAACGAUGAAAAUGUCUGUCAUGAAGCUAUAGUUUAAAUUUUUAUAUUAAUUUUUUUUGUGCUGUGUUAUAAGCGACGAUUCGUUCAAGAUGGCCGCCUCCCUGAUGUGUGCUUUUUCAAUUGAAACUCUCAUUCAAGAUCAGCAGUAUUAUCACCGGCAUAUGCUGUGCAUGUAUAUUGAUAAGUGUUUCACUAAAUUAUUCCUCACUUUUUUAUUGUUUUGCACAAU
Molecule: messenger RNA, 3215 nt
Organism: Lineus longissimus
Lineage: Eukaryota; Metazoa; Nemertea; Pilidiophora; Heteronemertea; Lineidae
Product: tektin-3-like
Exons: 11
Coding region: 149-1630 (493 amino acids)
Biological process (GO): cilium assembly; cilium movement involved in cell motility
Cellular component (GO): microtubule cytoskeleton; nucleus
Source: RefSeq, a predicted model, not a curated record